This is a messenger RNA of Kazachstania africana CBS 2517, 858 nucleotides long. RefSeq names its product putative peptidylprolyl isomerase CWC27 (gene CWC27). Gene Ontology annotation, molecular function: peptidyl-prolyl cis-trans isomerase activity. Bases 1 to 858 code for a protein of 285 amino acids. Gene Ontology annotation, biological process: protein peptidyl-prolyl isomerization. The record is from RefSeq and is a predicted model, not a curated record. The transcript has a single exon. NCBI's taxonomy places the organism in Eukaryota, Fungi, Ascomycota, Saccharomycetes, Saccharomycetales, Saccharomycetaceae.
AUGCUCGAACCUGCUACAAGUGCUAAAUGUAUUGUGUAUACCACGAAAGGUAGACUGGAUAUCGAACUGUGGGCGAAGGAAUGUCCCCGUUUGGCGAGGAUGUUCAUCGAGGACUGUAACGGCAACAAAUACAAUGGUUGCCACUUGAACAAUUAUCAGAAAGAUCGUUAUGUCGAGGUAUGCGGGUAUUUUACGGAUAAAAAACGCUCCAGGGAAUAUAACCCAAGGUUAAGUUUCUCAAAAGAUGGUAUAGUAGCGUGGAAUUUCAAAAGUAAUACUUGGUUCAUAACCACAAAUGAAUGGGUGGCUGUCUCUGAUUUGGAACACGUUAGUAUCUUUGGAAAAAUUGUUGGUGACUCUAUCUACACUUUCAGAGACAUUCUGAAGGGGGAAUUAGAUGAAGAUGAGCAGUCGAAAUUCUUGUACCCUGCAGUGAUAGAGUCUACAGAGGUGACAAUUCCAUAUUUUGAUGAUAUAUCGACGAGUAAACGUACAAAUGAUAAAGUAGGAUCUCUCCAGGAACCUGCUAAGAAGAAAGGGAAAAGAGUACGGUUGUCCUACGACGAUGAUGACGAUGACGACAUUGUGGAAGACAUUGUCGCAAUGAAAGUGUCUCCUUUGAUAAAAUUCAAAGACGAUAACGCUCACAUAGAAGCAGUGGAAGAAGAAGAAGAAGAAGAAGAAGAAGAAGAAGAAGAAGAAAGUGAUGUUUCUAAUAAAAAGUAUCCUAGCGAAGAGAAAUCUACUGGUGAAGAAGGCAUAGUAGAAAAGCGAAAGACAGAUAGAGAGAAGGAAACUUUAAAGAUGCUAGAAGCAUUUAAGGCCAAAAUAAAAGGGAAAGACUUUUUAUCCAAGUAG